AUGUCGGGCAAGGACGACACCGAUGACGUGAGGCGCUAUCAGGCCCCCUACAGCGCCCGGCGGCCCAUUCCUACGAUAUCCAGGUAUCGCGAGGCAAAGGCCGCCCGGCAGCAAGAGGCUCUCAAGGGUCAAGACGCCGGCGGCGAUGACCCGCCUCCCUACCCGGCGUGGGGUCAAGGCAAGCCGGAGCGGCGGCCGUCGACGUCCGGCACGGGCCCGCAAAGCACGAGCGAGAAGCCAAGCGGCUUGACUGAUGACAAUGAGAUGCUCAAGGACACGUCCCAGGUUGGCCCGGAGACGACGGAUCCCAGGCUGCGGAGAAAGGAGCUCAAGAACAGGAAGCGGGAGCGCGCAGAGCGUGAGGUGACGGAUCCCGUUACUCACCUCCCCGUCAUCAUCCAUGACUUCACCGACGAUGCCCUCGAGGAGCUCGACUUCAACUAUCCGCCCUUUGGCUCGACUCCGGAGACGUCCACCGGCCUCGGUGCAAAGCAAAAGUCCGAGGAGCAGCUCAUGAGCGAAAAGACCACCCUGCAGCGGGACCAUGCCCUCUUGAUAAAUCGCUUUCCGCCCCCCGACUUUGAGGUCCUGGGCCAGAACAUGGCGGCCAUCAGCAGGCGUGGCGUCACCAUCGGGCUCUCGGGGACCGCCAUCAUCGUUGUAGCAACGUUGGCCGUGGAGAGGUUAAUGCGACCGGACGAGGCCCUCAAGCCCCAACAAGGAGCCGCAGGUCGCUCGUGGAUCACCUUGAUGGCCCUCAGCGGAGCGGCCAUUGCGAUCCUGAUUGCCGGAGUCCGGGAAUACACUUCUCGCAAGGUCAAGAGCAUCUUUCAAGACGAGAUCUGGGAUGCGCAGCGCCGCCAAACCGAGGCCCGGGCCAACGAGGACGUUACCGAGUCGACGGCCUGGCUCAACUCGGUCCUCGGCUCAGUCUGGCCGCUCAUCAACCCGGACCUCUUUGCCAGUCUCUGCGACACGCUCGAGGACGUCAUGCAGGCCUCGCUCCCCAGACUCGUCCGGAUGGUCAGCGUCGAAGACAUUGGACAGGGAAGCGAGGCUCUCCGUAUCCUCGGCAUCCGCUGGCUGCCCACUGGCGCGGCGGCCCAAUCAGUCACCCGCGAUGGGAACCUGACGGCCGAGGAGCACUGCAAGAAUGACGUCGACGGGGACGGAACAGACCAAGACGACUCUAGCGAGCGCGACUCCAAGCAACAGAGCGGCGGGCAUGCAAUCUUGGAGGGCAUGGAGGGCGAGGAGGGCGACUUCAUCAACCUCGAGGUCGCCUUCGCUUAUCGAACGCGCUCCAGCUCAAAGAGCCUCAAGAGCCGGACAAAAGACAUGCAUCUCUACCUCGCCUUCUACUUGCCCGGAAAUCUCAGGAUUCCCGUCUGGGUUGAUUUGCAGGGAAUCCCCAAGGUCGACUUGAGCUGCAUGCCCCUGAGUCAGCGUGGUCUCAAUAUCAUGGAUGUCCCGCUCAUCAGCAACUUUGUGCAGUCGGCCGUUGAUGCCGCCGUUGCCGAGUACGUGGCGCCCAAAAGCCUCACCAUCAACCUCAAGGACAUGCUCGCCGGCGACGACUUUAAGAAGGACACCAACUCGGCGGGCAUCCUCAUGAUUCACAUCAAGCGGGGUUAUGAAUUUAAAAUGGGCGACGUCGGGAUCCCCUUCUUCAAAGAGGGCAGCUCCGACCCCUACGUAUCGGUAGGAUGGGCCAAGUUUGGCAAGGUCCUUUGGAGCACCCGCGUCCUGACGUCCGAGAUGGAGCCUUAUUGGGACGAGACAUACUUCCUCCUCGUCACGCCCGAGGAGCUCAACAUCGAGGAACGGCUGCGCGUGCAGCUCUGGGACUCGGACCGGUUCACCGCCGACGACGACCUGGGGCGAAUCGAGGUGCCCCUGAAGGAGCUCAUGAAGGACGACCGAUCCAGGGGACGCAUGUGGAGCCGCGUCGACGGGUUUAGAGCACUCAAAGCCGGCGACAAUAUGCCCGGCAAGCUGGAGUGGAGUGUUGGAUACUUUGCCAAGACCAAGAUGCAGCAGUGCCAGUUUGACCAGCAAACCCACGACCCGGAGAUCCGCACCAUGGAGCAGCUCAAGGAGGUGGUGGAUAAGAGCAAGUUGGAGCAGCUCAAGGCGCAGGAGCUCAAAAGCGAGCAGGACGCCAUGAUGAUAUCGGCCCCACCGCCGGACGGGUUUCCUAGCGGCCUGCUAAGCUUGCAAAUUCACAACAUCACCGGACUCGAGCUCGACAAGCUGAGCAAGAGGCAAGGCGACGACGACGACGACGAAGCAAGCGACGAGCAGGAGACGGGUGAGAGCCUGCCGAGCUCCUAUUGCACCGUCAUCGUCAACCACAGCAAGACGUUCAAGACGCGGACGAAGCCGCAGAACGCAAAGCCAUUUUUCAACGCAGGGUGUGAGCGAUUCGUACGCGACUGGAGAGAGUGCGAGGUCUUCGUCUCAGUGCGGGACGCCAGGCUGCACGAAGACAAUCCCCUUCUCGGGAUUGUGCACCUGCCGCUUGGCGACGUGUUCAAGGAGCGGUCACAGGUUAUGGGUUUCUGGCCGCUGACGGGCGGCAUCGGCCACGGGCGAAUCAGGCUCUCAUUGGUCUGGCGGAGCGUGCAGCUCCAAGCUCCGCGGAAUAUGCUCGGCUGGAGCUAUGGCACUGUAGACGUGCAGCCACUGGCCAUCAGCCGAGACUGUCCCGAGAAUCUCAAGACGUGCAAGCUCAAGCUCAAGACGAACAUUAGCAUGGGCAAGCUGUAUCCGCAAGGGGGGGGUGAGGCCAGGUGGAGGGCAAAGAAGGAGCAGAACCUCAGCCUGGCCGUCAAGAAGCGGUACAGCAGCUGCAUGUCGAUCGCGUUCAAGGACAAGGGCUUCUUCGGGGACAAGGUGGCGGCGUUUUGCGUGCUGUGGCUUAAGGAUAUACCAGACGAGGAGGAAGAGGACCUCGAACUGACCAUCUGGAAAGGCGACUUUGAGCGGGCGACGGCUUGCUGCCUGGAGGAAUGCGGCGAAAAGGUCGGCAGCUUGAAGCUAAAGGUGACGUUUUGGGCGGGCAUGGGGAGCGCGCAUUCUCGAUGGGCAUCGCGCAACCAGAAUGUCCGCGACGUUGUGGAGGUCAUCGACACGGCGCGAGAUAAUCUCGACACGGACAAGAUGCAGCAUGAAGCAGGUAUUGUGGACGAGGAGGCAUCGAGCGACAGCGACAGCUCCGACAGCUCCAUGAGCAAAGACUUACCCGACGGCAGCGUCGACGACAAGCAGGGACCGCUGGACCAGAUCCGGGACUACAGGAGGCGGGACAAGGCUCUGCAUCGGCAGCACCGGGGCAUCAUGCAAUGGAAGGUGCCGCGAACGGCGAGGUGGAUGAAGCACAAGUUUGAGCGGGUGGGGGACGGCGUGACGGGGCUCUUUGACCGGCAUUCGAAGCAGGCGGGCAUCGAGACGGAGGUGUAG
Messenger RNA from Hirsutella rhossiliensis, 3462 nucleotides. RefSeq names its product c2 domain-containing protein. The record is from RefSeq and is a predicted model, not a curated record. NCBI's taxonomy places the organism in Eukaryota, Fungi, Ascomycota, Sordariomycetes, Hypocreales, Ophiocordycipitaceae. The transcript is spliced from 5 exons. Bases 1 to 3462 code for a protein of 1153 amino acids.